CUAGCCCUUGGGUGCGAUACUUACAAUGGAAGUAAUAGCGUAACUGGUGCACAAAGAUGGUGGCGGAAGAUACUUAACACAUUCAACCAGCUGGAUAUGCUAGACAGGGAUAGACUCCAAGUCGCAGAAGAGCUACUUACAGGAACUCCACGCAUAGGAUGGGAGCAGACUAAGAGAACUUUGAGCAAACCCAAAUGGUCCAUAUUCGUGCGAGGAUUUAUUCAUAGCCAUAUCCCACUAUUAGACUGUCAACUCGCAAAUGAUAUCUUUUUCAAUAUCAAGCAAGGUAAUGGAAAGGUCCAUGAGUUUGAAGAAGCACUAUGGAGAUAUUCUGCACUGGUGCCAGAUUAUGCUACCUCGGAAAACACCUUGUGUGGGCAAUUCAUAACCGGCAUGAAUUCCAACAUUCGUCGUCUUUUAGGAGUGAUUGACAUUGACAAAUUCAAGGCAUUGGUGUUCGCAGCUGAAGAAAUAGAGACGAUCCUCCAAGGUAAACAACGGAAACUUGGUGCUACUAUUGAAAAAGGAAAGGAACAAGCUACCACGUCAAAGCCUAGUAGUAGAAAAAGAAAAAGUGCCGAUGGCUCGAAGAGAAGACCUCAAGACAAGGAAAACUAGAAAUAGAUAGUGACGUCCGUUCGUUGAACGUAUGUGAGCUGUUAAGAUCAUUGUUCUCCCAACGAACUCUAAGGUAAUAAGCUAUGGCGUCCAUC
Molecule: messenger RNA, 713 nt
Organism: Cuscuta campestris
Lineage: Eukaryota; Viridiplantae; Streptophyta; Magnoliopsida; Solanales; Convolvulaceae
Source: the annotation of a GenBank genome assembly